Messenger RNA from Mus caroli (Ryukyu mouse), 656 nucleotides. It is a transcript of the gene Hmgn5, whose product is annotated as high mobility group nucleosome binding domain 5. Lineage: Eukaryota; Metazoa; Chordata; Mammalia; Rodentia; Muridae. Gene Ontology annotation, biological process: chromatin organization. Gene Ontology annotation, cellular component: nucleus; chromatin. The record is from RefSeq and is a predicted model, not a curated record. Gene Ontology annotation, molecular function: nucleosomal DNA binding.
ACCAUUCACGUAGUUUGGUUGCGUCUUGGCGUGUUUAAUGUUGCCAAUAACGAGAGAUUUUUUUUAGGGGGAGGGGGGACGCGAGUACAUAUCGUGCUGCAAUUAGUUCAUUGAAAACUCAGUCGCUCGCGGAGCGGUCAGGCAGAGACUCCUCUCGGCUUUUUUCCCUCCUGCCUAAGGAUCUCCUACGGAGAGCUGCAACAAUGCCCAAAAGAAAGGCUGCAGGUGAUGUGAGCCAGGAGCCAAAGAGAAGAUCAGCCCGACUGUCUGCUAUGCCUGUGCCCUUUACACCGGAGUUGAAACCUAAAAGAGCAUCAACUUCAAGGAAAACCAAGACCACAAAUGUCGUGGAAGAAAACAAAGAUGCAAGUACCAUACCAAUUCCUGAAACCAAGCCAGAAGAUGUUAAAGACGAAUGCAACAUGGAAAAUGCUGAAAAUGGAGAAGCCAAGAUUAUGGAGGCACCCAUUCCUAAAAUGGAAGCUGAGGAAGUAAAAGAACAGAUAAGUGAAGAUACUGAAGAAGAUGGAGGAGAAAAGAAAGAAGCAGUGGCAGCAGAAGCCAAAGAUGAUGAGCUAGAAGCAAACAUUCAAGAUGUGGAGAAAGAUGAAGAUGGAAAAGAGCGAAAAGAUACAGGUGAGGAGGAAGGCAUUUGA